AUGGAGACCAACCAGGAAACGUCCCUCUUCUUGGUGAAGAUCUUGGAGGAAUUAGACAGCAAGCAAAAUACUGUCUCCUACCAGGACCUCUGCAAAUCCUUGUGUGCCCGCUUCGAUCUGUCCCAGCUUGCCAAACUGAGAAGUGUGCUCUUCUAUACAGCCUGUCUUGACCCCAACUUCCCAGCCACGUUAUUCAAAGACAAGAUGAAAUGCGCUGUAAACAACCAGCAGUCCAAGAAAAUCAUGGUGGCUGCGGACAUCGUGACCAUAUUCAACCUGAUCCAGAUGAAUGGGGGUGCCGCCAAGGAGAAGCUGCCUGGAGGCCGGCAGAAGAUGCGCAAGAAAGAUGCCUCUUUUGACUCGUGCCGCUCAGACACGGAGAUAUGCAGCGCGGCCGAGUGCGAGCCCCUCAACUGUGAGCUGAGUGACCGGCCUUUCAGCCGGGGCUACCCCAGCCGCCAGUCAUCCAAGUGCAAAAAGGUGGACUGCAAGGACUGUCCACAGUUCAUUCCUGCCUCUGAACAUGACUUCCUGCUGGGGGUCGGCAAAGAUGUGAAAACCCGGGCAGCUUCCCUGGACAGGCUGCAGGCUCUGGCCCCAUACUCGGUGGCCAGCCCUCAGCCCUGCGAGAUGCAGAGAACCUACUUCCCCAUGAACCUCGAGAGUGAGUCCAUGUCUGAUCAGGACUCCCUGCCCCUCCCCCAGGGCAUCAAGCAGACCUUCAUCUCGAACGACGAGCCCUUCGUGGUCCAGUCCUGUGUCCAGAAAAGGAACAUCUUCAAAGAGGACUUUCACAACCUGAUGGCCGUGUCCCCCGGGUUGACCAGCCCGGCCAACAAGGCCGAGGGCGAGCGCAGAAAGUCCCAGGCCCGCAAGGAAUCCCACAAGACGCCCUUCCCCCACCACAGCUUUGAGAUGCCCUACAGCAGCCAGUACCUGAACCCCGAGUACUCCCCAGUUCCUGACAAGAGGCGGGCAAAGCACGAGAGCUUAGAUGACCUUCAAGCCUCCACAUAUUUUGGACCCACUCCAGUGAUGGGGACCCAGGAGGCCCGGCGCUGUCCUGGCAAAUCAGGCAAGCAGACUCCCUGGCCGGCCAAAAGCUGGAGCCUCAACACCGAAGAAGUUCCUGACUUUGAACGGUCGUUUUUCAACAGAAACCCCUCCGAGGAGAAGCUCCGUUAUCCAAAUUCCAACAGUCAGACACCCAACUUCCCAACCCCGGACAGAUGCCCCGCUUACCUAACACCACAGGAUCAGCAGCCCAUCCUCCCAGUCGGCUACUCAGCAAAGCCCAAUGGGCUCAAAUCUAAAGAGAUCCCGCCCCCUGUGGACCUGGAGAAGCACGAACCAGUCAAAAAGUUUAAAGACAAGAGCAUCAGCUGCGCCAGCGGGCAGCUGAGCUCAGACACCAGCAGCGUGGGCACCCAGACUGACCUGCACGUGCUGGAGCCCAAAACAGGCAAGGACCUGUGCACUCCCGGGCAGGGCAAGUACAGCGACCGGCAUGCCGUGAAGCAUUCUGAUGAUGACUCGGAGGUGGUCAGUGAUGACAUCAGCGACAUCUUCCGGUUUCUUGACGACAUGAGCAUCAGUGGCUCGACGGGGGUCAUGCAGUCAUCCUGUUACAACAGCACAGGGUCCCUAUCGCAGCUUCAUAAGUCAGACUGUGACAGUUCGCCAGAGCACCACCUCACCAGAAUCACCAAUGGGCUCCCCGGCGGCCAAGGGGAGAAGGGCAGCCGGCCGGAAAACAGCCACCCCUCAGAAGAGGAGCUGAAGACCAGCGUGUGCAAGCUGGUGCUCAGGAUCGGGGAGAUUGAACGGAAGCUCGAGUCACUGUCGGGUGUGCGUGAGGAGAUCUCCCAGGUCCUGGGCAAGCUCAAUAAACUAGACCAGAAGAUGCAGCAGCCCGAGAAGGUGAGCGUGCAGAUCGACCUCAAUUCUCUGACCAGUGAGGCUCCAUCUGAUGAGAGUGCCUCGCCCCGGAUGUUCCGUGCCCACAAGGGUGCCCACGGGCCCAAGCUGGAGAACACGGCUGACUGGUGCUGCUCAGAUGCCAGUGGGAGCAACAGCGAAAGCCUUCGUGUCCAGGCCUUAAAAAAAAGCCUCUUCACCAGGCCGUCUUCCAGGUCCCUGACGGAGGAGAACAGCGCCACAGAAUCCAAGAUUGCCAGCAUCUCCAACUCACCCAGGGACUGGCGCACCAUCACUUACUCCAACCGCAUGGGCAUCAGCGAGGAAGAGAUCAAAGAGCGAGGUCCUGGAGACAGUAAAGACUGGCAUCGGAAGUCUAAAGAGGCAGAAAGGCAGUACGACAUCCCCCCGCAGCACCGUCUGCCCAAGCAGCCCAAGGACGGCUUCCUGGUGGAGCAGGUGUUCAGCCCUCACCCCUACCCCGCCUCUCUCAAGGCCCACAUGAAGAGCAACCCUCUGUACACGGACAUGCGGCUCACAGAGCUGGCAGAGGUGAAGCGGGGCCAGCCUUCCUGGACCAUCGAGGAGUAUGCACGCAGUUCGGGUGACAAGGGCAAGCUGACAGCCCUGGACCUGCAGACUCAAGAAUCUUUAAAUCCAAACAACUUAGAGUAUUGGAUGGAAGACAUUUAUACUCCGGGCUACGACUCAUUGCUAAAACGGAAAGAAGCCGAAUUCAGACGAGCCAAGGUCUGCAAGAUAGCGGCUCUGAUUGCUGCGGCUGCGUGCACGGUCAUUCUGGUGAUCGUCGUGCCCAUCUGCACGAUGAAAUCAUGAGCUGCUGGAGGCAAUGUUGCCGAUGGCUCGUGACCUCUGACGUCUCUGUCUGUAAUCUAAAAUCACGUGGCAGGUCAGGCACCACUUGUUGAAACAGAAACCAUGGAGGCUUUUCUGCAAAUGCUGAUGAUGGGCUUCAGAAAAUAUUCAUUCUAGAAAGAUGUCUACCUACCUAUUAGCUUUGACUUAAUGACAUGGAUGAAUUUUAAGAAGUGCAAUAUCUUUUCCUACCGAAAGAAUGUAAUGGACGACCAGUAGAUACAAACUGAAUUCUGGGCCAAAAAAAAAAGAAGAGGAAGGUUAAUUGGUUGGAUUCUUUCCAUUUCAUGGUGGAUAAUAUGCUAUAGAGGAGAUGGUUAAUACAUACUUCUUUAAUGGAAGCUAAGAGAGAGCAAGAUGAGAAAGAAAAGCCUGGGUUCUCUCUUCCUUAAUGUUCCUAGACCAUUGCAGAUGAAGUAACAGGAUAUGUUUCCAUAGGGGGUUACUGUUUACUUCUCUGCUGACUGUCAUCAAGGGCUACUGACUUUUCAUACUUGCCCUUCUGUCAUCAUGAUGCUCUUUGUUGCAGAUCUUCAUGGAAACAUUCCGGACCUUCUUCCUGGUGCCCAGGGUAGAAAGGUACUGGACUGCCAAGUCAGGCAUGGCAUGAAGUGACCUCUCUGCUUAAUAGGCCAAGGUCUUCAGGCUAGGAGACCUUCCAGUGGCCACCCCAAGCCAUGGGAGGGCUUCUCGCUAAUGAUGUAUGCUCAACAUUUGAAAGUCAAAGUAUCCCAAAGGACCUCCCAUCCUUGCCUUGGUGUGUGGGUCAUCUCCUCCAUCUUCUAUCUCCUGGUAGUACAGAUCCUCCACCUUUUACCAUGAGUUGAUUUUGGAACUUGUCCUUGUGCCUUGAAAAGUAGAGACAAUGGCAUAACUUUGACCUUCUAACUAUAAACCGUGGUUGCUGUGCACCAAUAAUACCAGCCAUUUCCAAUGGCUUUAAAAAGAUUUUGAAAGCUUGUCAAUAAUAUGAUAAAGGCUCUGAGGUGUUCUCAACUACUCCAGCACCUAUUCCAGAGUUUCAAAUAUUUGUCAGCAGUGCAAAAAAAAAAAAGAUCUAUUUAACCAUUUAUCUAUCUAUCUAUCUAUAUGUCUAUCUAAAUACCUAAUUUUGGUUUAUUGUCUUCUCUGUUAAUUAACUUGAGAGCAAGAUUUCUCCCAUGUAAGGAAGCCGUUGUCAUUCAUGAGAAUUUGAUCUCAGUUUCCACCUGUUGAAUGGUGCUUUGACAUAAGUGAACAGAAAGAAUCCUUUUCAGCGUCAGAUCCUAAUGUCUUAUUAUAGGUUAAAGAAAAACAAUGGACAAAAACUAUCUACCUUAAUUCUUCCGAGAACAAAGUGGAAUAUAAAUAAAUGUUGGUAGUAAGAAUUAUGUCAC
Molecule: messenger RNA, 4169 nt
Organism: Odocoileus virginianus texanus
Lineage: Eukaryota; Metazoa; Chordata; Mammalia; Artiodactyla; Cervidae
Source: RefSeq, a predicted model, not a curated record